Molecule: messenger RNA, 588 nt
Organism: Penicillium oxalicum
Lineage: Eukaryota; Fungi; Ascomycota; Eurotiomycetes; Eurotiales; Aspergillaceae
Product: PRKRIP1 family protein
Exons: 1
Coding region: 1-588 (195 amino acids)
Biological process (GO): negative regulation of protein kinase activity
Cellular component (GO): nucleolus
Molecular function (GO): protein kinase binding; protein kinase inhibitor activity; double-stranded RNA binding
Source: RefSeq, a predicted model, not a curated record
AUGUCCGAGCCCGGCCCCGAAUCAGUUCCAACUAGUGCCGACCCCCGAAGCAAGCGGCCGACCAAGCGCCGUGCAGUCACGCCUCUCUCGGAGCAGGCAAACCAGAUUGAGAGUCUGUUCAAAGAUCCCUCCAAGGAGAUCAGAUUACCCAGCGCGCCAAAAGAGCGCACGUCUUCUUCCCUCGCGCCGCCUCCGGAGAUUGUGGCGAAUGUCCAGGGUUCCUCGGCGGGUGCGGGGUCCGGAGAGUUCCAUGUCUACAAGGCCAGUCGGCGACGUGAAUACGAACGUCUGCGGCUAAUGCAAUCGGAAGUCGAGAAGGAAAAAGGCGACGCCGAGUGGGAGAAACAAAGGGAGGAAGCGAAGCGUAAAGAUCUCGAGAAGACCGAGAAGAAUCGGCGGCGGCGCGAGAAAAAGCGGGCGGCACGGACUGGGAACAAGAAGGAUGGUAGCAGCGGGACGAUGGAGAACGAAAAGUCAUCAUUUAGAGGACCAUUGCCUCCGAAUCCAGACAUGGACCAGGGCGUCGAAGGCAUGGACGGUGUGACGUCUGCCGAGGUUCCGGGGGUGAUCAUUCACGACGAGGAUUGA